AUGAAUAUAAUAUUUCUUCCAUUAAUCUGCCUGGGAAUAGUAUCAGUUCACGCUUUGCCAGAACCAUCUGUUACUCCAACCUCAGGAUACACGAAUGAUCUCCGAAUUAAUGGAUUUGGAUCGACGAACAGAGGAUUCAGACCCACAACAGUAGCCAGUAGAGAAGAGGAAGAAUAUAUAUAUGACGAUGAAAUCGACAAUGAACCUGAACAAAGUCAAGACAGAGCUCCUACAUACGCUAACCAAAACUACCCUAUACAAUUAAAAACGACGCUGCAACCGAACCAGAACUAUCCGAUUCCAGUAAGGGCGGCAGGCAAUAAGAUUUACCCAACGAAUCCACCAAAAUUUGAAAGGAGACCACAGCAACAUCAGCAGCAGCAGUUCGUCAGACGUGGAGAACAAAUACAGGAAGUGAAUCAACUAGAAGAAGAGAAAGAAAUAGAAGAACCAGACAGGCUGAGCUUGUUGCUGCCACAGUCCAAAUUCCACUGCAAUGGAAAAAAUACCGGUUAUUAUGCUGACGUAGAAUUGGAUUGUGAAGUAUUUCACUAUUGCCAGGAGAACACCAAACAUUCUUGGAUAUGUCCAGAAGGAUUCAGCUUCCAUCAGGUUCAUUUGAUUUGCAUGCCACCAGGCGGUGAGAACGUUUGUGAAAAAUCCACAGAUUAUCAUUUCGUGAAUGAUUACCUGUACAAACCUCUCAAUUUAGAAGAGCAUCAACGAAAACCCAACAUUACUUUGGUAUAUUCCGACAGGUAUUAUCCGGAACAGUACCGAUCUAGAUACGACGAACAGGAAGAAGACGAUAGGCCUGUACAUCAUCAACACUCUGUAAGUUGAUGCCCA
This is a messenger RNA of Phaedon cochleariae (mustard beetle), 849 nucleotides long. NCBI's taxonomy places the organism in Eukaryota, Metazoa, Arthropoda, Insecta, Coleoptera, Chrysomelidae. The record is from the annotation of a GenBank genome assembly.